Messenger RNA from Prorocentrum cordatum, 532 nucleotides. The record is from the annotation of a GenBank genome assembly. Lineage: Eukaryota; Dinophyceae; Prorocentrales; Prorocentraceae.
AGUUGAGGACCGCGCGCGCCGGCCUGCCUCGCGCCGCAUGGCGGGCCGCCAUCUAAUGAUGGUGGACGCGAUGUCUGCGAUGAAGAGCCAGCUGAACGACCUCAGCGAGGCGGACGACCAUACUCACUUCCGACCACGUCGCGGCGUGAGACCGCUUCGCAGCGCUGCGAGGCGGCCUGCAGCGCAGCCAGGAGACGCCAGGCACCCCGAUGCAGCGGCAUCAUCUGCCUCAUGGCCACAGGACCCCACGAGAGGAGCACCGACCUCGCCCACUACAGCUCCUACGACCACCAGGACUUCAACGACCAGGCCGCGCUGAAGACCGAGAAGGCUGCCAAUCCCGUGUUCGACGCCCUUCCCCACGCCCACGUCGGCACCAGCCAACGGGUAUCCCCACCCCGACGCCUACCCGCACGCCCGACCCCAGGGCCAGCCAUACCCCCCAGCCCUACUGUCAGGCUGACAAGCCCCCGUCCGACACGAGGAAGGAGGCGGCCAUCUCCGUCCCAGCUGUGCCGCCCGGCUGCUGGGC